AGUCCUGGCUUUUGCAGCGUUGUGGUCGGUGGUCAUCAGCGCUCCUAUCAGGUUUCAGCGAGCCUUUUCCCUGCUGUCGCUGCUCUUGUCGCCGCCGCCUGCUCUCCGGGAUCAUGGUGUGCUUCCGCCUCGCCCCGGUUCCGGGCUGUGGGUUCCUUCUCUUCUGCCUCGUCCUGGGCACUGUCUCGUCUUAUGCAUUGGAACUUAAUUUGACAGAUUCAUCAAAAGCCACUUGCCUUUAUGCAAAAUGGCAGAUGAAUUUCACAAUACGCUAUGAGACCACAGACAAGCAUAAUAAAACUGUAACCAUUUCAGACUUCAGUGCUGCAACCUACAAUGGAAGCGUUUGUGGGGAUGACCAAAAUGGUCCUAAAAUAGCAGUGCAGUUUGGGUCCGGUUUUUCCUGGAUUGUGAAUUUUACAAAAGAGGCAUCAUCUACAUCUACUUACUUAGUCGACAGCAUCUCAUUUUCCUACGACACUAAUGAUAACGAAACAUUUCCUGAUGCGAAGGAAAAAGGAGUUUUUACUGUUAAUAAUCGUGUGGCACUCAAGAUUCCAUUGAAUGACAUCUUUAGAUGCAAUAGUUUGUCAACCUUAGAAAAAAGUGAUGUUGUCCAGCACUAUUGGGAUGUUCAUGUACAAGCGUUUGUCCAGAAUGGCACAGUGAGCACAACAGAGUUUUUGUGUGAUAAAGAUAAAGCUGUAACCACUGCCAUGCCCAUCGUUCCCACCACGGCGCCAUCUCCAACAAAACCAGUGGUCGGAUCCUAUUCAGUUGUAAAUAGUAAUGGUACCUGUCUUCUGGCUACCAUGGGGCUGCAGCUGAACAUUACUCAUGAUAAGGUUGCUUCAGUUUUUAAUAUCAAUCCCAACACAACCAAUGCUACUGGCAGCUGCCAACCUCAAACUGCUCUGCUCAGGUUGAGCAGCAGCAACAUCAAGUAUCUUGACUUUGUCUUUGCUGUGAAAAAUGAAAACCGAUUCUAUCUGAAGGAGGUGAAUGUCAGCAUGAUUUUGGUUAAUGGCUCUGUUUACAGCAUUUCAAAUACCAAUCUCAGCUACUGGGAUGCUCCCCUGGGAAGUUCUUAUAUGUGCAACAAAGAGCAGACCGUUUCCGUGUCUGGAGCAUUUCAGAUAAAUACCUUUGAUCUAAGGGUUCAGCCUUUCAGUGUGACAGAAGGAAAGUAUUCUACUGCCCAAGAGUGUUCGCUGGAUGAUGACACCAUUCUAAUACCAAUUAUAGUUGGUGCUGGUCUUUCAGGCUUGAUUAUCGUUAUAGUGAUUGCUUACCUAAUUGGCAGAAGAAAAAGUUAUGCUGGAUAUCAGACUCUGUAACACUAAUCUACAUGAUAAUAAAAGCAAGUACAAAUUCCAACAUGCAAUACUGUUCAACUUAAGGUAUAUAUAGUUUACAGUGCUGAUCUUAAAACAGGUGGUAUUGGGGGAUUUCAAACUCAAAUAGUUAAAAAACACCCCUGAAAUGAUAAACUAUAAAUUAAUCACAUGAUUUUGGCUUUUCCAACUAAGGAAUUUAAAACAUUUUUAUAGCACCUCCCCCCCCAAAUGUGCAAAAUCGCAUGGAUUAUAGAUUCUGUUUUACAUUGUCUUGAAUUACUAUUUCGUUGUUGUCACUUGAGACAUUCUGAUUAGAAAUACACAGUUUAGGAAAAAGAGCUUAACCCCCUCCCCACCCUCGUAUGUAGUCAAAUUGAGACAACACAUUCUAUGGUGGAUUUGUACUUGCUCAUUUUGCAUUUCUUAGUGAUUUUGUUUGCAGGUUAACUUAGCUGCUUUGGCAUUGCUGCAUAUUUGACUAUGAGAGAUAUGCCAGUAGAUGUGAACAGGGUCUAAUAGUAUUAUGUUCUUAGCAAUGCAUGCUUUUCUAAUGCCUUUUGAGUACACUUGUACUUAAUAUGGCUGUAGUGACAAAAGAUACAGAAGCUUUUAAAAUUUUAGAAUAGGUGUUAAUCUUAACCGUUGAGUCCUUUCUUUAAAAAAAAAAGGCAACUGAGUAAUUCAGCCUUUUAAGUGGUAAGAUAAAAGACUAUUCCACCUGGGCAUUUCAAUCCAUUUUCUAGAUGCUUUAGAGAUAAUUGCUAGGCAGUGCCAAUUUGGGGUGUUAGUUCUUUGUACCCAUAAAUUGGCUCCUACUCACAGUGCUAAUAUUAAUGUCACUAGAUUUAUGUAGAUUUCUCUUUAGUCUUUGAGUCUCCGUGUUGGUGGUAGUUUGUUUUAUUCUUUCCUUUUCCUUAAAGAAGAAAUGCCAGUAUGUCCUAGAUAAAGAACUUGGACCUAACCCCAAAAUCUUGGUCUCCUCUUCGUUGACGAAAAAGCUGUUCUUCCUUUCCAGCUUACAUUGAUGGCUACAUUUACUAAUGUGGCUUUCGUACUUAAAUAGUUCAGUGCUAAUCAAAGCUUAUGUUAUUAUUGUUCAUUACGGUAGCAUCAUCAAUUCACGUACUUUUUGUUAAGUUUUGUGCUCUGGGGAGAGGCACCAAACUCCAUUUCACCUGCACCACCUAAUGUCUAGAGCCCCUCUCUAGAAAGCUACUUGGAGCUGCUUUGCCAGCUUAAGGCACUUUUUAAAGGCUAAAUAUAAAUCUGAUUUUUAAAAAAAUCUUUAUUUAAAUAAUGUUUUAGUGUAAGAUUGUUACGCUUAUAGGAAUGGACAACGCUUCCAAGAGUAUGAGCCUUAGAUAUUUCUCAAGAGUCAAAGCAGCUUUUUUAAAAAAUAAAAAUUAGAAGCACAAGCAAGUGGCCCUGGCUUAAUGCUGUUAAUGUUUCUAGAAGUUUCUACCUUGAGAUUAUAUACCUGAUUCAUAUUAAAAUACCUCUAAUUAGCACUGUUUUAUAGAGAAUCUGACUUAAUUGACUAUUUUCGUAUUUUACAUGGGCCAGUUUAUAUGCUAUUACACUAUUCGUAUAGCCACGUGUUCUUUGUACCUUUUGUAGUUUUGUUUGACUGGGUUUACAUCUUGAUGGUCUAACACUCUAUUUGGUUUCUGGGUGUUUCUCAUGGGUUAGCAUUUGUAUAAAGAAUCUGGUCCAUGUAAAUGCUUUUCAUGUUUUUUUCCUCAAAUGUUUAAACCACUAGUUGAUGUAUGGUAUUUCUCUUCGGUUAUUUGACUGUCCACUUGCUCAACAUAUUGCUUCUAAAACAAACAAUAAAGAUUCU
Messenger RNA from Budorcas taxicolor (takin), 3177 nucleotides. It is a transcript of the gene LAMP2, whose product is annotated as lysosomal associated membrane protein 2. The record is from RefSeq and is a predicted model, not a curated record. NCBI's taxonomy places the organism in Eukaryota, Metazoa, Chordata, Mammalia, Artiodactyla, Bovidae. The transcript is spliced from 9 exons. The coding region runs from base 114 to 1337 and encodes 407 amino acids. Gene Ontology annotation, cellular component: membrane.